AUGUGGUUGGAUUUUUGGUUACCAAAUGGCCCUAUUAUACAGCAGCUCAACCUAACUGAAUUGGAAAAUCUUCAACUGGACCCUCAGGAUUUCAACUCUCAGCUGCAAUCUAUCCCUGCACCAACAAGUGAUAAUGACCAAAUCCAUUGGCUCCCAAGUAUGGCAAAGGAGUAUUCCCACAUGCACACUAUGGACUACUUCUCUCCUCCCUCUUUUGUAUUUGCUUGGACUCACCUAAUAUGGUUCAAACACUAUAUUCCCAAAGAUGGUUUUAUUGCAUGGUUAGCACUGAAGGAAAGGCUAGCAACACUGGACACAAAACCAAUGAUGAAGAAACACUAUACAAAUGCAUGCUACUUAUGCCUUGCUGAUUGUGAAGCCGUGGAUCAUUUAUUCUUCAAGUGUAAGUUCAGUAGUACCAUUUGGGAUUAUGUACUGCAUGCUGUAGGUUUCUAUAUCAAACCAGAUUCAUGGAGGGACCUGAUUGCUUGGUGUUCAUCAACUUAG
Cornus florida is the source of this 507-nucleotide messenger RNA. RefSeq lists its product as uncharacterized. The coding region runs from base 1 to 507 and encodes 168 amino acids. The record is from RefSeq and is a predicted model, not a curated record. The transcript is spliced from 2 exons. Lineage: Eukaryota; Viridiplantae; Streptophyta; Magnoliopsida; Cornales; Cornaceae.